AAUUUCUUGCUCCGAACUGCACCGAUGAAGGAGCCCCCAGUACUUCCCCGCUGCUCCCCUCCCAGUGCAAAGCACUCAGCUAGUAAGAAACCCUCCAGCCCCACCUCGAGCACCGCCCCCCCAACACCGGCUCUGCACCCUCCAGCCCGGCUCCAGAGCCGCCGCGAGCUUUCCCCAGGACUGGCCCUGGCGGGGCGCCUAGAGCCCCAGUUGCAUUGCUCCAGGAGAAAGGAGGGGGGCGGUGCAUUUUGCAGGAGGAGAAGGGGGGUGGGUGGUGGGGGAGAGAGAAAAUUGCGCGGAGACCUGCCAAGCGCCACCGCCGCCGCCACCGCCGCUGCCGCCGCCGCCGCCGCCGCCGCCGCCGCCUGUGAGCUCCGGCGGGCAGCCGGACUGUCGGCUUCCCGGGGCAUCUGGGUCCGGCAGGGCACAGCCCUGGGCGCUGCCGAAGCCGCCGCCGCCGCCUCCGCGGCGAGUACGGGCGGCUUCCCCCGGAGCCUGUGCCGCUCCAGCUCCUCGGGGGUGGAGAAGUGGGGGGUGGGGUUGUUGUUUGGGGGGAAGAAGGGGGAGGGGGCAACGCCGAGAGAGUCAGUGGUUUCCAUGGUGAUGGAGCUGAAAGUGCAGGAAAUUUAAAGGCUUGGACCUGCGAGACAGACAAACCGGUGCCAACGUGCGCGGACGCCGCCGCCGCCGCCGCCGCUGGAGUCCGCCGGGCAGAGCCGACCGCGGAGCCCGGAGCAGGCGGAGGGAAGUGCCCCUAGGACCCGCUCGGCCAGCGGCGCUGCACAGAGCGGCGGAACGAGGAGCAGCGAGAGGAGGAGGAGGGGAGAGCGGCUCGUCCACGCGCCCUGCGCCGCCGCCGGCCCGGGAAGGCAGCGAGGAGCCGGCGCCCCCUGCGCCCCGCGGUCGCCCUGGAGUAAUUUCGGAUGCCCCGCCGCGGCCGCCUUCCCCAGUAGACCCGAGAGAGGAGUUGCGGCCAACUUGUGUGCCUUUCUUCCGCCCCGGUGGGAGCCGGCGCUGCGCGAAGGGCUCUCCCGGCGGCUCAUGCUGCCGGCCCUGCGCCUCCCCAGCCUCGGGUGAGACGCCUCCGGAGAGACUGGGGAGCGCGGCGGCGCCGCGGGCUCAGCGUGCUCUCCUCCGGGGACGCGGGACGAAGCAGCAGCCCCGGGCGCGCGCCGGAGGCAUGGAGCGCUGCCCCAGCCUGGGGGUCACCCUCUACGCCCUGGUGGUGGUCCUGGGGCUGCGGGCGACACCGGCCGGCGGCCAGCACUAUCUCCACAUCCGCCCGGCGCCCAGCGACAACCUGCCCCUGGUGGACCUCAUCGAACACCCAGACCCUAUCUUUGACCCCAAGGAGAAGGAUCUGAACGAGACGCUGCUGCGCUCGCUGCUCGGGGGCCACUACGACCCGGGCUUCAUGGCCACCUCGCCCCCCGAGGACCGGCCCGGCGGGGGCGGGGGUGCGGCUGGGGGCGCGGAGGACCUGGCGGAGCUGGACCAGCUACUGCGGCAGCGGCCGUCGGGGGCCAUGCCGAGCGAGAUCAAAGGGCUGGAGUUCUCCGAGGGCUUGGCCCAGGGCAAGAAGCAGCGCCUGAGCAAGAAGCUGCGGAGGAAGUUACAGAUGUGGCUGUGGUCGCAGACCUUCUGCCCUGUGCUGUACGCGUGGAACGACCUGGGCAGCCGAUUUUGGCCGCGCUACGUGAAGGUGGGCAGCUGCUUCAGUAAGCGCUCGUGCUCCGUGCCCGAGGGCAUGGUGUGCAAGCCGUCCAAGUCCGUGCAUCUCACCGUGCUGCGGUGGCGCUGUCAGCGGCGCGGGGGCCAGCGCUGCGGCUGGAUUCCCAUCCAGUACCCCAUCAUUUCCGAGUGCAAGUGCUCCUGCUAGAACUCGGGGGCCCCCUGCCCGCACCCGGACACUUGAUGGAUCCCCACCGACGCCCCCUGCACCGCCUCCAACCAUUUCCACCACCUUCUAGCGAGGGUUUUCAUUGAACUUUUUUUUUUUUUUUUUUUUUUUUUUUUGGCUACAGAGACCUAGCUUUCUGGUUCAUGUAAUGCACUGUUUAACUGUGUAGGAAUGUAUAUGUGUGUGUAUAUACGGUCCCAGUUUUAAUUUACUUAUUAAAAGGUCAGUAUUAUACGUUAAAA
Molecule: messenger RNA, 2142 nt
Organism: Saimiri boliviensis boliviensis (Bolivian squirrel monkey)
Lineage: Eukaryota; Metazoa; Chordata; Mammalia; Primates; Cebidae
Gene: NOG
Product: noggin
Biological process (GO): negative regulation of BMP signaling pathway; dorsal/ventral pattern formation; negative regulation of cell differentiation
Source: RefSeq, a predicted model, not a curated record